AUGAAGAAAUGCCAUGGCAAUGAGCAGCGGCAGCAGAGUGAUGAUUCUGACAUUUGGGAUGAUACAGCAUUGAUAAAAGCGUAUGAUAAAGCCGUGGCUUUAUUUAAGCAUGCUCUAAAGAAUGGUGACGUUUGUGAAACUUCAGGUAAACCAAAAAGCACGCCUAAAAGAAAACCUGCGAAGAAGAAUAAAAGCCAAAAGAAGAAUACUGCAGCUCCUGUAAAACAGUGGAAAAUCGGGGACAAAUAUUCUGCCAUUUGGUCAGAAGACGGUGGCAUUUACCCAGCUACCAUUGCCUCAAUUGACUUUAAGAGAGAAACCUGUGUUGUGGUUUACACUGGAUAUGGAAACAGGGAGGAGCAAAAUCUGUCUGAGCUACUUUACCCAAUCUCCGAAGUAGCUAAUAAUAUAGAACAAAAUGCUCAAGAGAAUGAAAGUGCAAGUCAAGUUUCAACAGAUGAAAGCGAGAACUCCAGGUCUCCUGGAAAUAAAUCAGAUAACAUCAAGUCCAAAGCUACUCCAUGGAACUCUUUUUUCCCUCCGCCACCCCCUAUGCCAGGGCCAAGACUGGGACCAGGAAAGCCAGGUCUAAAAUUCAAUGCCCAACCACCACCACCACCACCACCACCACCACCACCACCACCACCACCACCACCUCCCUUUCUACCACACUGCCUGCCUCCAUUUCCUUCUGGACCACCAAUAAUUCCCCCACCACCUCCCAUAUGUCCAGAUUCUUUUGAUGAUGCUGAUGCUUUGGGAAGUAUGUUAAUCUCGAGGUAUAGUGGCUAUCAUACCGGCUAUUAUAUGGGUUUCAGACAAAAUCAAAAAGAAGGGAGGUGUUCACAUUCCUUAAAUUAAGGAGAAACGUGGCACAGACCAGCAGUAAAUGAUACCACUGAAGAAACAAUCAGACAGAUCUGGAAUGUGAAACGUUACAGAAGAUAACUGGCUUCAUUUCUUCAAAGUGUCAGUGUUAGGAAAGAAAAAAG
Saimiri boliviensis boliviensis (Bolivian squirrel monkey) is the source of this 992-nucleotide messenger RNA. Lineage: Eukaryota; Metazoa; Chordata; Mammalia; Primates; Cebidae. The record is from RefSeq and is a predicted model, not a curated record.